AUGUCAUCCUCUGAGCCUGGGCGCUCAUCGCAGAAAGGUUCAGACAAUGAUGGUUCUAUGGGGAUUAUGGAUGCGGCUUCCUUUGUGAAUAAGGUGAAGCAUCGGUUCGCUGAGCGCCCGGAGCUUUUUAGCGAGUUUCUUCUGAUCUUGCAGGCGUACCAGCGGGAGUCGCUGCCUUUGCGGAAGGUGUAUGAGCAGGUCGAGGACCUCUUUGGCGGGGAGCCAGAUCUGAUGAAGGAUUUUAAAAAGUUCCUGCCCGAGGCUACAGCUUACGGGCGAUAA
This is a messenger RNA of Aspergillus pseudonomiae, 282 nucleotides long. Its product is annotated as paired amphipathic helix. Gene Ontology annotation, molecular function: transcription corepressor activity. Gene Ontology annotation, biological process: negative regulation of transcription by RNA polymerase II. Gene Ontology annotation, cellular component: Sin3-type complex; chromatin. The record is from RefSeq and is a predicted model, not a curated record. The transcript is spliced from 2 exons. Bases 1 to 282 code for a protein of 93 amino acids. NCBI's taxonomy places the organism in Eukaryota, Fungi, Ascomycota, Eurotiomycetes, Eurotiales, Aspergillaceae.